UGUCAGUUGUCGUUAUUUACUGGUCUGUGGUUGACAAUGUUUAUGAUAUCAAUUUAUAUAGUAAUUUUAUGAUAUAAUUUAAAAGAAAAGUUCAUCAUGGCUAACAUAAAGAUUCCGCCAUUACUUUUUAUAUUAACCACUUUCUUAGUCCAAAACUGCUUAUGUGAAUUUACGACAGAAGAUUGUGCUUCCCUUGGCUUUAGCAAAGCAAACCUCCUCUGUUCUUCCUGUGACCAAUUAAAAGAUUUUAGUCUAGACCAGCUAGUGGACCAUUGCAAAGAAUGUUGUCAUAAUGAUGACUCAGCGCCGAAGGAAAAGAAGUACGCCCGGGCGAUUCUAGAAGUUUGUACGUGUAAAUUUCCGGCGUAUCCACAAAUACAAGCAUUUGUGAAAAGCGACAAACCAGCCAAGUUUCCCAACCUACAAAUCAAAUAUCUGCGCGGUUUAGACCCGAUUAUUAAGCUUUUGGAUAAGGAUGGAAUUGUGAGAGAGACAGUGGCAAUUGAAAAAUGGAACACUGAUUCAGUUGAAGAAUUUUUGAAGGCACAUCUUGUAAAAGAAGAAGAUGAUGAUCGCGGUUUUUUGAAAACCAAUCUUAUAUAAUAAACCAAUUUGUCAAAUAAAUUAUAUUGCAUGAUAAGUACUGGGAUGUGAAUUUCUGAGUGCAAUUUAAUAAAACAAUCAUGAAUAAAAAUGUUCAAAAGGU
Molecule: messenger RNA, 706 nt
Organism: Pararge aegeria (speckled wood butterfly)
Lineage: Eukaryota; Metazoa; Arthropoda; Insecta; Lepidoptera; Nymphalidae
Product: selenoprotein F
Exons: 1
Coding region: 97-603 (168 amino acids)
Cellular component (GO): endoplasmic reticulum lumen
Molecular function (GO): oxidoreductase activity
Source: RefSeq, a predicted model, not a curated record